UUUCCUUGGUCUUUGUCUUUAUCAAAAACAUGUAUUUUACACAGUUAAGUCGAACAAGGGAAGUAAUGGUCAAUGGCCUUCCUGUAAGGGUGAAGUAUUGCGAUACCUGUAUGCUGUAUCGCCCUCCUCGUUGCUCACAUUGCUCCAUUUGCAACAAUUGUGUUGAACGUUUUGAUCAUCAUUGCCCUUGGGUUGGCCAAUGCAUUGGAUUGAGGAACUACCGUUACUUCUUUAUGUUUGUUUCUUCGGCGACUCUUCUAUGUAUCUAUGUGUUUUCCAUCUCAGCUUAUUACAUCAAGGUUCUGAUGGAUGAUAGUCAUGGGACAGUGUGGAAGGCAAUGAAAGCAUCCCCUGCAUCUGUUAUACUAAUGGCAUAUUGUUUCAUCUCUUUGUGGUUUGUUGGUGGACUAACUGGCUUUCAUUUGUACCUUAUUAGUACAAACCAGACCACCUAUGAAAACUUUCGAUACAGAGCAGAUAACAGGAUCAAUGUUUACAAUCGGGGGUGUCUAAAUAAUUUUCUGGAAGUAUUUUGUACAAAAGUGAAGCCUUCAAGGAACAAUUUCCGGGAUUUUGUUCAAGAGGAAGUACCGAGGCAACCUCCUCCAGUCAUUAUCCGGGAGCCUGAACCAGAUUUGGGGGGAGAUCCGCGUUCCAAGGUUGAAGAUGAUCUAGACAUCGGUGAAGACCUAUUAAAGAUAUCACAACGUCGGAAUAUUGAUGAAAUUGAUGACGAUAUUCGGAGCAGAGGGAGCAAUGGACCUUACAAUAUUACAUCAGAAGGUGAUUCAGUUUUAGGCUCAGAUCGUCGAACUCCAACAGUUCGAUCCGAAGAAAGGCACUCAAGUUGGAGAAGAAGUGGAAGUUGGGAAAUUGCGGCAGACGUACUUGCCAAUUCAAAUGUAACUGAAACUAGAAGCUAUGUUUCUUCGCGGCAAUGAUUUUGGUUUCUUUGAUGUUUGCAUAGCAUAUCAACUUUAGGUGAUAUGGGUUUUGCUUAUAUAUCAAAAAGAUGGAAUAGGGAAAUACUUCUUAAUCUUUGUUUACUUUUAUAGGAAUGUGAAUUGAAUUGAUUGAAACAUUAAGUAAAAAAACACUUAUUUGACCUUUUUUUGUUAAUCUUGGCCCUUAUGGAAAA
Cicer arietinum (chickpea) is the source of this 1138-nucleotide messenger RNA. Its product is annotated as probable protein S-acyltransferase 9. Gene Ontology annotation, biological process: peptidyl-L-cysteine S-palmitoylation; protein targeting to membrane. The record is from RefSeq and is a predicted model, not a curated record. Gene Ontology annotation, cellular component: endoplasmic reticulum; Golgi apparatus. NCBI's taxonomy places the organism in Eukaryota, Viridiplantae, Streptophyta, Magnoliopsida, Fabales, Fabaceae. Gene Ontology annotation, molecular function: protein-cysteine S-palmitoyltransferase activity.